This is a messenger RNA of Cavenderia fasciculata, 1743 nucleotides long. RefSeq lists its product as uncharacterized. The record is from RefSeq and is a predicted model, not a curated record. The coding region runs from base 1 to 1743 and encodes 580 amino acids. The transcript is spliced from 4 exons. NCBI's taxonomy places the organism in Eukaryota, Evosea, Eumycetozoa, Acytosteliales, Cavenderiaceae.
AUGUCAAACUAUAAUAAUGAAGAUGAUAAAUUAAAGAUGAUGACAUUUAAAAGAGUCAUUCAUAUGUCGGUAGAGCGUAUAGGUACACUUGCACUGAUACAUAUUCCAAUCAUUUAUAAAUACGAGAAUGCAAUCGAGGUGCAAUGGAUGUUAUCAAAUGGUUAUACUACUCUAUUACAUUACAAGUUGGAUAGAGAUGAUACACUAAGGAUGGGUUCGGUAUUGGACGAGUCUUCAGAUAAUCGUAUCAUUGAAUUAAGACAACUCAUUCAAGAUAUAUUUAAAACAAAAGAUAUUGCACUCAGUGUCAAAUUGUUCAAUCGAUUCAAGACUGAAUUCCUUCAAGUAGAUAAUUGUAUCGAUUUGGCAUGUUUUAGUGGUAGUCUGGAUGUGGUCAAGUUAUUGGUAUCACUGUCCACGAGUAACAACAGCAAUCCAAUCACAAGAGAUGCACUUGAAAAUGCGUUCUAUUCAGGAUCACUUGAAUUGGUUCAAUAUUUGGACAAGUUUAUUGACAUAUUUCAAGUCUAUCGUGGCACGACGAGCAAUACAAAUGUAAAUCAGAGAAUCCUCAAGUCAUAUCAUACUUUUGCUCUAGAACAGAGUACAAUUGAACCAACCAAAUUUAUCAACAACUUUAUAAUACCAGUAUUGUUUCUCAAUACUGAACCAUCUCAUAUCAUUCAAGGAUAUCCUUUAUUGGCUAUACCCAAUAAUAACAGUUACAAUUGGUCAAUAGAAAAUAUGCACAAAGAGUUAAAAAAUAAUGAAUCAUACUUUUUAAAAGUUUGUCAAGCUCUACCUUGGAUUUUUCAACAACAAGAUAAUAUCAAUAUAUUGGAUACUCAAGUUAGAACUAUUAUGAAAGAAAUUGAUUGUAAUAAUCGUCAUAUAUAUCAACCUAUUUACAAUAUGAUAUUUGGUUAUGAAUCACUUCUUCAAAAUAAUCAUUCCUUGGAAACUAUUGGAUUAGUACAUAAUCAAUUAAUUAAAUCGGUUGUUAGACUUGGAGUUGUUAGUCGGUUGGUUUUCAUGUAUCUUCUUGGUGGAGGUCAAAGUAUAUCAAAAUUGGAACAAAUUGCUAGUUUUAUACAUCAACAUAUUACAUUGGAUCAACUCAAACUACUCCUUCAACUUGAUCCAUCUAUUGCCACGUCUUUUAGAAUAACAAAACCAGAAUGUUUCGAGGAAGAUGUAUUUUUAUAUCUAUUAGAGAUUGGUAUUCUGACAGAGGAAGUAGUUAUUGGACAAUGGAAGACAUCGAUUUCAAUUGGUGACUUGCCAUCGAUAAGAUUUGGUAUACUUGCAAUGACACUCAUUCAAGCAGGAGGUCAUCCAUCAUAUCACCAAUCAUAUCAACAUUCAAACCUAACAGAUUUAUGUCGAUCCAACAACCAUUACAACAAUCAACUAGUCUUGUAUUUGGUUGAAUCCAAAAAAUGUUGUGUUUUGUAUGCAUUGGGCGCAGCUAUUAGAGCAGCCAACUAUAGAUUGUUUGAUCAAAUAGCAGCUCUUUCAAGUGAAAAUGAACAAAACACGCAAUAUCCAAUGACAAGUGGAGUUGAUAAGGCUCUUCAAAGUAUUAUUGGUGUUAAUGAUUUUGACCGUUUUGGUGUUUUCAUCAACCAUAUCAAUGAUAACCUCUAUAGUACGGCCGUAUCACCAAAGUUUUGUCUACGGUAUGGUAGAACUUGGUUCCUUGGUAAAAUCAUUUUUAAAUAUCAAUCCUUACCUUUGCAUUGA